Molecule: messenger RNA, 513 nt
Organism: Torulaspora delbrueckii
Lineage: Eukaryota; Fungi; Ascomycota; Saccharomycetes; Saccharomycetales; Saccharomycetaceae
Gene: GCV3
Product: glycine decarboxylase subunit H
Exons: 1
Coding region: 1-513 (170 amino acids)
Biological process (GO): glycine decarboxylation via glycine cleavage system; protein lipoylation
Cellular component (GO): cytoplasm; glycine cleavage complex; mitochondrion
Source: RefSeq, a predicted model, not a curated record
AUGUUUGCCAGAGCUUUGGUUAGACCCAGUGGGACCAAUGGGAUUUUGCGUUUGUUUUUGCGUGCUCAAUCGACAAAUGCAUUGACAAAGACUAGUCUACCCUUCACUUAUUCGACUUCCGGACCUUCCAAAGUGUUGUACACUAACCAGCACGAAUGGAUUGCAGCUCACCAGGAUGGAACUGCGUUUGUUGGGAUUACGACAUAUGCUGCAGAUGCUCUAGGAGAUGCUACAUAUGUGGAAUUGCCAGAACCAGAGACUGAAUUGGAGGCUGGUGAGUCUGUUGGUUCUGUUGAGUCUGUGAAAUCAGCUUCUGAAAUUUACCAGCCAGUGGCAGGUACUGUUUUGGAGGCCAACAGUGCGUUGGAAGAGUCCCCACAACUUAUCAAUGAAGAUCCCAUGGGUGCUGCUUGGAUUGCCAAGAUUAAGAUUAAUGACGCAAAGGAUUUGGAAACCAGCGGUCUACUGACGCUGGAAGCUUACGAGGAAUCCCUAAAACAUGAUGAGCAUUAG